Molecule: messenger RNA, 1229 nt
Organism: Dermacentor silvarum
Lineage: Eukaryota; Metazoa; Arthropoda; Arachnida; Ixodida; Ixodidae
Product: putative gamma-glutamylcyclotransferase CG2811
Exons: 3
Coding region: 255-836 (193 amino acids)
Molecular function (GO): gamma-glutamylaminecyclotransferase activity
Source: RefSeq, a predicted model, not a curated record
GAGAGCAGGAACUGUCCGUUCAACCGAGCGAAAUAUUUGCAAGCCGGUUCUGUGUUUUGGCAUACCGAUUUAUUAUUUAGCCUGAGUAAAACUAGUGUCGAGUUAAGCCAAGUGAAAGACCAGUGCAGAGCCAUUGCGGCGCUUUCAUCGUCACUGGGGCAAGUAGAAAACGUCAUUCUGAAAAUUUUCACACUCUGCAAUUUGCCUUCCUUGCUCCACAGACAAGUGAAACCAAAGAAAGGUCGUGCGUCAACAUGGAAGCCGCCGGAGUGGCGUCAGAGAUGCGGCACUAUCUGUUUGUCUAUGGAACUCUGAAGAGUGGCGAGGUGAACCACAACAUCUUGUGUGACACCAACAACGGUCGCUCUACGCUAGUUGGCCAGGCGAGGACGCUCAAGAAAUGGCCGCUAGUUCUCGUAUCCUCGUUUGAGCUACCUUGUCUGCUGCCUUGCGAUGGUGUGGGCCACGAGGUGUGCGGUGAGGUGUACCAAGUGGAUGACCGGAUGUUGGCCGUCCUCGACCGCCUCGAGUCGCAUCCCGACAUCUACGUUAGGUCGCUGGAAGACGUCGGGUUGCUUUCGCAGGCCGGCGGCGAGCUCAAAGCGUGGAUCUACUUCGUGCGCAAAUUUGAGCGAGAACUGCUGUCGCUUCCUUACGUGGUUAACUACACCGGAAAACCAGGAAUCGAGUGGCCAGACUAUAUCGGCGACAAUGAGCAAACAGGACGCUUCCUAGACGCCACAUACACAUCGUCACAAACGGGGACGGCAACUAAGGCUAGCUCUCACAAUAGCUUUAAACGUUCUGGAGAAAACCUAUACCAACGCCUUUCUUAGGAGUAGGAGGAAGAUGUUUGCUGCAGGAGGAUCAAGCCUUGUCCAUCUGGUAUGGGUGCCAGGGCACGUGGGGCUCACUUUAAACGAAUCUGCAGACACACUAGCAGCGGCAUCUCUUAACGGCCCGGUACUGAGGUUCCUAAGACCUUCGGCAUACGUCACUUCUGCGAGAUUUAAAAAAGAUUUCUGUCCAAGAAGAACAUGCCAAAUCAUGUGUACUCAAUAACACCGAUUUUCAGCACCUUAGGUUUCCUCGGCACAGCAGAUGGUGUUCAACAAGAAAAUUUGAAGUGUCGUUUACUACAAUGCGUUGCCGAAUACCAAGGCUUAAUUUCCAUUCCCAUAGGUCUGGUUUGGCGCCUUAAUUCCCCUCAAUGCUUUUAUUGCAAUGAA